CGUACAAUAUUCGUUCCUUGUGAGGUGGUUGCAAAUGGCUUGAAAUUAGAGAGCGAUACACCUACUCCAUGCGUUUAUAAGGAAGCAUUACUUGUCCGUUUAUUUCAUCAAAUACAACAACAUUCUCUAUCACAAACCCCCUUCAUUAUUCUUAACUUCCUUUUUCUCUGUUUUUGAACUAAAAAAUAAAAUGAGCAAAUCAGCCUUAGCCAUAUCUACUGUUUUUCUAGUAUUGUGUAUCCUAAAUAUUAAUGUAGAUGCUUUUGUGGCUUCUGGGUGGCAAAAGGCUCAUGCCACUUUCUAUGGCGGUAGUGAUGCUUCUGGAACUAUGGGAGGAGCAUGUGGGUAUGGCAACUUGUACUCUACUGGGUAUGGGACUAGCACCGCGGCUCUAAGUACUGCAUUGUUCAACAAUGGUGCGGCAUGUGGGCAAUGCUACAGGAUCAUGUGUGACUAUAACACGGAUCCAACAUGGUGUAGGAAGGGAGCUUCGGUAACUAUUACUGCAACUAACUUCUGCCCUCCAAACUAUGCAUUGCCUAACAAUGCUGGAGGAUGGUGUAAUCCUCCUCGCCAACACUUUGACAUGGCACAACCCAUCUGGGAGAAGAUUGGCAUUUACAGAGGUGGAAUCAUUCCUGUCAUCUUCCAAAGGGUUCCUUGUAUAAAGCAAGGAGGCUUGAGAUUUACUGUCAAUGGAAGGGACUACUUUGAGCUUGUAUUGAUCAGCAAUGUAGGUGGAGCAGGAUCAAUCCAAUCUGUUUCGAUCAAGGGAUCAAAAACCAACUGGAUGGCGAUGUCUAGAAAUUGGGGGGCUAACUGGCAGUCUUUAGCUUACCUUAAUGGACAAUCUCUGUCCUUUAGAGUCACUACUACUGGUGGCCAAACUCAAACAUUUAACAACGUUAUUCCUGCUAAUUGGAGAUUUGGACAGACAUUUUCGAGUAGUAUACAGUUCAAGUAACAAUAUGGAGCGCGUUUGCAUUAUAGUGUAUCGUUUGGGUUUAAGCCAGGACUAAGGUUGGCAGAGGUGUGCUCAAUGCUUGUUUUUUCCCAUUGUAGCAACCCGCCAACUCUUAUCAUUUGGCUAAAUCAAGAGAGCAACUAGGAAUUAUUUAGUUGCUUUCACAUAUACAUAUGUUUUACAGUAUAGUUUGGUUUUGUUUUGUGUAAUAAUUGUUUGGCAAUGAAUUCAUUUGUUUUAGAAUUCAAGAUCUUGUCUACAGUACCUUACAAUAUUGAAUGAAAUAUACAACUAUAC
Molecule: messenger RNA, 1261 nt
Organism: Chenopodium quinoa (quinoa)
Lineage: Eukaryota; Viridiplantae; Streptophyta; Magnoliopsida; Caryophyllales; Amaranthaceae
Product: expansin-A11-like
Exons: 3
Coding region: 191-964 (257 amino acids)
Biological process (GO): plant-type cell wall organization
Cellular component (GO): extracellular region
Source: RefSeq, a predicted model, not a curated record